AUGGUUUGGUAUGCUGCAUUGGCAUUUGUGCACCAACUUGCUACUAACGUGGCCAACGUGCAUCGACCCGAAAAUCGGUCGGGUGCGAAAGGCUGCUUUCCCUCGAAAGAUUUUUUUUUCUUUAUUUGCGUAUCCAGCCAUAGCCUGGACUUUUCUCUUCUGCCAUCGACUUUGUGUCUUGGUGGUUUGCAUCACCACUGGCGCUUCGGCAAUUGCAUAUAUCGCUUACAAGGCUGGGUUAUCGCGUUAUCGGGAAAACCUCGGCUGGCAAUGUGCUUGCAUCUAAAAACUCAAACCGAAUCGGCUGCUGCGAUGGAGUCCUGCCACCACAACCGACCUCGACAUGUCGCCAUGAGAGACGACCGCAGACCAGGCGAUGAGCGCAGAGAUCGAGGCCGAGCUGGUCGAGAAGUGACACGCUCCCGCAGAUCUCCGUCGCCUCUACCCCGUCGACCUCGAGAAACCGAUAGAUUGUCAGAAAGCAAACCGCGCGAUCAUCCUCACGAUAAGUCGCAGCCUUCUGGCCGAGUCCACCUUAAACCCCGCGAUCGUAGCAGAGAACGCCAUCGUCGUGCAUCCCCAUCCCCUUCGCGACGCGACAGAUAUAAGGAAGACAUUCGUGACCGGUCCCGUGGGAGGGACGCUGGUGACUCCCGCCGCGAAUCACGAACCAGAGCACACAGAGAUCGCAGCCGAGGACAGCCUCGAGGCGACGGCCCUCCCUUAUCGCCAUCAACGAAGCGACCGAGAAGCCGAAGCCCAGACAGAGCUACAGUGGACAGGAAGAAAUCAAGACGAGACAACAGCUCUCGCGGUGACCACAGAGACUCAGCCCCCCCUAUAGACUUAGGCCGGAAUCCACACAACUCUCCUCCGCCACUAAGGCGUUCACCUAGUCUUGAUCGCAGAGACUUCAGAUCUAAGCCUAAAGAGAGGAGCCGUCGAAGCCGUCGUAGCAGGUCUCGCUCACCUGGCAGAGAUCGAGUGCGUGGCCGUCAGGACUAUUCCCCCCCACAUCGCCGUGGUCUUUCACCCCCACGGAGAGGCCAUCAUCAUAGAUCCCCUGCACGGGAAUCAUCUACAUCUGCCAGAGGUGACCGACGUCCGAUAUCUCCGCGUAACGGUUCCAGAGACCGUCAACGUCAAAAGCAGCCUCGAUCUCGUGCCUCUUCCCGGUCCGCUAGUAGAGGUUCGAGCAAGCGGAUGCUGCAAGGCGAGGAAUCACGACUUCCUUCAAAGUCUCAACCAUCUUCUGGUGCGAACAGCGUGGAAGUCAACAUGAGUGGUAGAGGCAACCAUAGGGGAGGCUUUGCCUCUCACCAGCAGAUGCCGGCUGCCUUCAACCAACAGUACAGUGACCCACGGCAGUUUUCUCAAUCCCCGCAGCCAACCCCAAACUCGUACAAUGCGUCCCCGAAUCAUUCACCUUAUGGCGCGGGUAGAGGGAACUGGGGUCCUCAGCAAUUUUCUCCGACACAUCAAUACCCCCCUCAGUACCCACAAUCCAACUUUGGCCCUCCAACCGGUCCUCAAGGCUCCUACAACCCGAAUCCGUCCUUCUCACCGCCACCAUCCGCCCCGACUGGACCCAUGCAGCCGUUUUCGCAAGGGAACUUCCGGGGAAACUUCCGCGGCGGAGGAGCUUCCUUUCGAGGAAACCAGUUCGGCCAGGGCCGAGGUGGCUACCGAGGCAAUGGCUUCAAGAGCGCCCAGUGGGGUUCCAAUAACCAUGGCUCCGGUUCACGUGGCCAAUUCAGCCAGUCGGAUGAUGCAAACUCGCAGCAGUCUACGACUCCAGCACCGAGUAACAGAUCGGAUGCUGGUGAUAAUGUAGCUGACAGCGAGAACCCCUUCCGGCCAUCGAAGGAUUUGCAAGUCGAAGACAAUACGUCAGAGAAAGCAACGGAGAGCGAUUCUCAACGAACUAGUAGAGCUCCUCCUGCUGGUCCGGCUGCUCAGUCAUCAUCAUCGUCGAAGUUCAGCUUUGCAUUUAAAGCGUCUUCAAAGCCUACUCCAACGGCGCCUAAGCCAGAGAUCUCUCAGAAGUUCAAUGCCGCCCCUCAACGUCGCGAUGCCCUACAGCAACAUGAGUCCAGAGAUCGUGAUCGUGAUCGCGAUCGCGAACGUGACCGUGAUCGUGAUCGUGACCGUGAUCGUGACCGGGAACGAGGCCGCGACCGUGACCGAGACCGUGAUAGGGAGAGAGACAAGGAGAAAGAGAAGGCCAUUGACCGAGACGUCCUCCGCAGCGCCCCAACCGAGCCCGCAUCGGCCAGGGCACGCCAGGACCCGAGGCAUCAGCACCCUCCUGGUCCGCGCCAGCCACCUGCGCCAAGGACACGCAAGAUUAAGAAGACUAUGAAACGGCUAAAGACAGCGCCAACGCUGCCUGAAGACUUGAAGACGUCAGACUCCGUCUACUACCGCAAACCCGGUAAUGAAUCAGUCGUGGGCUCGGGUACUUAUGGCAAGGUCUUCAAAGCUUUGCAUGUUUACACAAAAGGCUUGGUUGCUCUUAAACGCAUUCGCAUGGAAGGCGAACGCGAUGGAUUCCCCGUCACUGCAAUUAGAGAAAUCAAGUUGCUUCAGUCGUUGCGGCACACCAACAUUGUCCAGUUGCAGGAGGUCAUGGUCGAAAAGAACGACUGUUUCAUGGUUUUUGAGUACCUGUCUCACGACUUGACAGGUAUCCUCAACCAUCCAUCUUUCAAACUGGAUGCUGCCCAAAAGAAGCACAUGGCCAAGCAACUCUUUGACGGCCUUGAUUACCUACAUAAAAGGGGAGUCCUCCACCGCGAUAUCAAAGCUGCCAACAUUCUUGUUAGCAGUGACGGUAUUCUCAAGCUGGCGGACUUUGGACUGGCACGCUUCUAUGCCAAAAGACAUCAAUUGGAUUACACCAAUCGAGUGAUCACCAUCUGGUAUCGUUCGCCCGAGCUGCUACUGGGUGAGACGCAGUACGGCCCGGCCUGCGACGUCUGGAGUGCCGCUUGUGUCAUGAUGGAGAUUUUCACCCGUCAUGCCAUCUUCCCAGGCGAUGGAGGCGAAAUUAGCCAGCUAGACAAGAUAUACGCCGUUAUGGGAACUCCAAAUAAGGCUGAGUGGCCCGGCCUAGUCGAUAUGCCCUGGUUUGAGCUACUGCGGCCCAGCUACCGACGAGCCAACACAUUCGCUGAGAAGUACAAAGAGAGACUGCCACCAGCCGCCUUCCGGCUCUUGGCCGCCAUGUUCCGCUACGACCCUGCGAAGAGGCCAACGGCCGCAGAAGUACUGGCAGAUGAGUACUUCACCGUCGAAGAACCCCCACCAAAACAGGCUGUAGAGCUUGCUACACUAGAUGGUGAUUGGCACGAAUUUGAGUCCAAAGCCUUGCGACGUGAGAACGAACGCAAAGAAAAGGAAGCUCGGCGAGCCGCAGCAGCAGCAGGAAAAGACAAAUCUAGAGACAGGAAGAGAGAGAUCGAGGCUCACGACGAGCGUGGCGACGCGAAGAGAGUACAUGUCGAAGGAAAGACAGCAGCCCCUGCAGAACGCCAGAAAGUUUAG
Messenger RNA from Colletotrichum truncatum, 3546 nucleotides. RefSeq lists its product as uncharacterized. Lineage: Eukaryota; Fungi; Ascomycota; Sordariomycetes; Glomerellales; Glomerellaceae. Gene Ontology annotation, cellular component: nucleus; cyclin/CDK positive transcription elongation factor complex. Gene Ontology annotation, molecular function: ATP binding; RNA polymerase II CTD heptapeptide repeat kinase activity; cyclin binding. Gene Ontology annotation, biological process: protein phosphorylation; positive regulation of transcription elongation by RNA polymerase II. The record is from RefSeq and is a predicted model, not a curated record.